Xyrichtys novacula (pearly razorfish) is the source of this 4712-nucleotide messenger RNA. Lineage: Eukaryota; Metazoa; Chordata; Actinopteri; Labriformes; Labridae. The record is from the annotation of a GenBank genome assembly.
GGGAAUGGAGAGAGAGGGGAAACAGAGUGAUGUGUGUGCUGUGAAUUCAAAGCUGGGUGGGUCUACUGUGUUUCACAUUCCAAAAUAUCUCCCGGGCCGUGCGUCAAAGCGCUUUCAGGUAACGUUUAUACACAAUGUUCAAAUGAUCCGAACUUGUCAUUUUUGAUCGUGAGACGCUCUUACGCGUAAAUGUUGACUUUUCUUUUGUCUAAAGUUUAGAAAAAGUAAAGGGUUGAGCGGUUUUCUUAAGUGUACAGAUAUGACCGUAGGCGCAAAAAAGGCAAAAGGUUCUUCAAAAGACGCGCGGCUCUGUCUGAUCCAAGAGAAGAGUCGAAAUCUUGGAUGUUUGAGUAAUUUGAGUUUUUAAUUUAAAUGAGGUUUGUAAAGUCUUCGUCUGUGCAGGGGUAUUCUCGCGCUCUUUUCAAAGUUGUUGACUGUAGUACAGGGCCUGUGUGUGUGUGUAACGGAGCGGCACCCAUUUGGGAAUGCCCUAACACCGUCUAAACAAAUGCGCCUUUUUGUCGACGGAAACAGUGGAAGGCUGUAAAGUUUUCUCCUAAAACUGGCGGGUAUGAGUUUCAUGUCGCUCAAAAUGAUUGGUAAUUUAUUCCAGAUUUAUUGCAAAUAGCUUUUUUUCUCUUCUACUACUGAACAUUUAGAGCACAUGUAAACUGAGAAAAGUUGGAUGUAUCGAACAGCAUAAAUGUUAUUUUAAAAAUUAAAAAUAUGUGUCCUCGAGACCUGUGGGACAGGUUUGGACUUGUAUGUGACAGCUCAGCCAUCAGCCUGAAUCCUUUUUUUUUUCUGUUUGAGAAAGUAUUCAUUUGGACAACUCUGGUUUUGUGGGUGUGUGUGUGAGAGAGAGAGAGGGAGAGAGGGAGAGAGAGUGAGAAUAGAUGCUCCUCUUUGCACAUGCGUGUUACAGUCUGUGAGUAAGUCUGCUCAUGGAAAAUAAAUAAUGAUGUGCAUCCUUCCGCCUCUCCCCUGUUAUCAGUGUUAAGAAGGCCACAAUGUUAGUGCUGGCUGGAAUCGUUGUUUUGCACAUCACCACCAUCAUCCUGCUGCUGGUGGCAACCAUAGAUAAUGUGAGUUUUUUGUUUUAACUUUCUUAUCCAAUGAACAUUCAUUUGUGCUCACAGAAGGAAUAUUAUAGUCUAGCAACAAGAAAAACAACACCAGCAUUCACAUCAUUCAUUUUAAAACUAACUCAGAAUAUUAAAAAAGAACACACACUGACACUAUCUGUCAACACCUUUAAAACAACUUCAAAUACCACUGAUACUACUGAUAAAGAAAACAACCACUCACUUCCAUGUGAUGCAAUCAUUCGAUGAUCUUGUUAUCUGUGUUUCCUUUUCUUGUUUGUGUCAUCAGGCUUGGUGGAUCACUAACACAGUGUCCACUGACCUGUGGGGCAGGUGGGAGCUGACGGGCUCAGACUGGCAUUACACCAACCUGAAAAACUACCCAGAGGGUAAAUAAAUACAACACCUGUUUAAUAGAUGGGAAUACUGUCACUAUGAAGACUUAAUCUGUCUGAAAAUUUAGACAUACAAGAUACAUACAUGAUCUGAACUAGAUUAGCACCCUUAAAAAGAUAUGAUUCUAGUAUUGUAGUAUAUUAAAUAUUGUUUGUUUGAGUUGUUUGUCUUACCCGUCUCACUGGGGUGUUGUGUCUGUUCUUCCUCCUGCUGCUGCAGAGUAUCUCCAGGCGGUUCAGGCCACCUCGGUGCUGGCCUGUGUUUUUGCCAUCCUGGCCUUGUUUGUGUUUGUAGCCCAGCUGUUCACCCUGCCCAAAGGCCAGAGGUUCACCUUCACCGGCGUUUUACAGCUAAUCGCCUGUAAGUAACCUGCAGGCGAGCGUCCUGACCUCCAGCUGCAAGAAAUAUUGAUUUAUGUGCUCUCUACUAGGAGCAGACAUUUCUACCCUGCAUGAGACCUCAGGGAUUUUAGACUUACAUGUCCUUGCAUGAACUUGAUUAUUUUAUUGGAAACAUAUAAAAUUCAACAUUUAAUGAUAAAAUAUGUACUUUUCAUGUCAACACUGACUUCAGCCAGGUCAGCUAUUUCUACUAGAGUGCUAUUAAGGUUCAAGUUCAGUUCUGAUUCAGUACGACCAGACAGCUGGUUCGACUCGUUCAAGUGAAGAAACUCGGGCCUCAGUGACACAUGACUGAUAAUCAGUGGUGUGUUACUGACAGGUUUAUUCAGCCUUCUGAAACUUUUUGUUUAGUCUAAAAUGUCAACCUCGAUAGUCAUCUUUCUUUGUGGAUCAGAAGAGGUACAAAACAAUUGUUCCACCGCGGCUUUAACAAAACUAUUCCUUUGAAUGUGAGCGGUGCUGACAAGUUGUACAACAGGGGCAGAGAUGUGUCAUAUUACAUGAUGUUUUAUCAAUUCAAAAUUGUUAAAAUGUCAAAGCUAAAGCUCGAGGUUGACUGUUUUCAACAGCUGAAUAAAAAACCAACAAUUCAAUAAGUCUUUUAAUAACAUUUCAAGAGAAGUUAGAAAUUUUUAGUCUAGUUUUUUAAAUUUAAGAAGUAUCUUUAUUUGUUAUGAUACUGAACUGAAUAGUUUUAGACAUUUGAGGACGUUUUAUUAAACCUUUUGAAACCAUGAUUGACAUUUUAUCUGUCAUUCAUCUUAUCUAUGAUCGGGGACAAUAACAAUAGACUGAGUGACGAUAAAGACUGAUUGUUUCAAGUGUUCAAAGAGCAGCAGUAAAUGUUAUCUUGCAGAGGACAGGAUGAGAACCAUCGAUGGCAUUUUUGGUUAAACUGAUUCCAACUAUCAAUAAAUCUGAAGUUAUUUUCAGUUGAUCAACUAUCAAUAACUUUCAGUUUUAGAAAUGAUUAUUGAUCAGCUUUAGUAUGAUGUUCUAAUUAUUAAAAAUGCAAAUAAAAAAUUGAUUUUAGCUCCAUCAGCCAUGUAGAAUCACUGUGUCAUACUGGUCGCUUUCAGUUUAGCUUUGGCAGUACUUCUGUCUAUCAAGAGUACAAGCAACAGGAUAUCGACUCUAAAUUUUACGUUAUCAUAUUAUGUACCUGGUAGAACUGGGAUUUUUCAGUGUUCAUUUGCAUGCUCUCAAAAUAGAGAAAAACAACUUCUUUUCUGCCACUUAAUCCCUCUCUCCCCUACAGGCUUGUGUAUAAUGAUAGCAGCCUCCAUCUACACAGCAGAGCUUCAUGCCAACGACACAGAGGGAGGGUAUGGACACUCCUACGUCCUGGCCUGGAUCUCUUUUGUCCUCACCUUCCUUCUAGCGAUCAUCUACCUCGUCCUGCGGAAGAAGAGUGAGUGAGAGAAGAGGAAAAUGGGUAGGGCUGGGAUCAUAUUCCCACUCUGAAGCGGGGGGUGGGGCGGGGUUACACAUUAGGAUUUUUGUUACAAAAUUUGGUUAACAGAAGAUUGUUGAUCUACAUUUGCAGCUAAGAAAGUGGGUUGGGUUGACGUUUAAUUGCUAACAGGAGCCAUUUGUGCGUGUGUUUUUUUUUGAUACCAUAAAUUGAGUCCAGGAUUCCAUCACAUGAAAUGCUUGACAGUUUCCCCUCAUCAUUUCUUUAAAGUACUGGGCAGGAUGCCACCUCUAAUAGCAUCUUAAACAUAGAAAUGAUUGAUUAAUUCAAUUAUUUUAAUCGUUUUCACACAGUGCUGCCGAUAGAUGACACAGUUUUGAGAAAUCUAACUGCUGACCUUGUUGUAAAGAAUAGGAUUAGAGGAUUUAUUCCUCUGUGGGUUUGAGGUUGUUAGAAGCAGACAGUUAGCUUAGCAUAAAAACAGGAAGAGGGGGAAACAACCAGCCCUGCAAAGUCAAAACUUUAAAAAUAAUAUCUGUACACCUAUAAGUCAUUUAAGUAUUUUAUUUAGCAGGUUACUUUUCCUCAAAAUGACAAAAAAGUGAAUUUUCAGGGAAAUUUGCUUCAUAUUUCUUUGCAAAUGGGCUGUUGAAGUCAAAUUAGCUACUUUUUCAUACUGCAAGCCAAAAUGUUUCCCGUCUUUGCGUAAAAGCUUUAGUGAACUAAUCCGCAGGUUGAAGGUGCAAAUGCUCACUGUAUGUGUAAAUGUGUGUUUUCUAAAAAAAAAAAAAUAUCCUUACAAUCUUGGGAAGAAAAAAAGACAAAACCAAACUUUGUCGAGGCUGCCUCUAAAGAUUUGAACAGAGAUGACCAUAGAAGAAAGGGCCAGUUUGAGAGAUUAUUUUCAGCACAUGUGCUCCAAGAUUUAAGUAUCAGGAUCCUGUUUUUUUUUUAAAUCAUGUUUUCGGCUGACAGUUACUACUGCAGGUGUCCGUAGUUGAAGAUUUGAGAAAACGCUGUAGCUUAAAAAGGUACAGCGUCUCUGUUGUAGUACUUGAACAAUCAGAAAAGACAAGUCUUUAUUUUCAGUACAGGUAGUUUUAAUCAGUUAUCAUAUUUUACAACUGAAGACUAGUGUAUCCUUUGUUAUUCUAUGUAUAUUUUAACCAUUAUAUUUUUGUAACAUUUUGUAUUGAGUGUUUUUUUCAACCAUGUUUGAUUUUAUGUCUGUAGUUGGCUGCUAUCACAAGAAAAGUACAUGCUGUUUGUACAAGUCAAUCUAAAGUGAACCAGGGAUGGAGGACUAUGGUGUUUCAUGUCACUAUAUUUUACAACUAUGCAAUAGAAGGUUAUGUUUGUUUGUUAGUUACAUUGGAAUUUAAGCCAUAUCAUUUAUAAAUAAAACAAAUGUAUCAA